Penicillium antarcticum is the source of this 2760-nucleotide messenger RNA. Its product is annotated as mitofusin. NCBI's taxonomy places the organism in Eukaryota, Fungi, Ascomycota, Eurotiomycetes, Eurotiales, Aspergillaceae. The record is from RefSeq and is a predicted model, not a curated record. The transcript is spliced from 4 exons. Gene Ontology annotation, biological process: mitochondrial fusion. Gene Ontology annotation, cellular component: mitochondrial outer membrane. The coding region runs from base 1 to 2760 and encodes 919 amino acids. Gene Ontology annotation, molecular function: GTP binding; GTPase activity.
AUGAGUCAGGAAUAUUACACCGGUGAGGGCUCCUCACGAGCUAGCUCGUCCAGGUUCCCAGGAGAAGAGGAGAUUCGCGAAAGAAAUCCGUUUUUUCCCCCGCCGACUUACAUGACUGUGGGCAACGGUUCGACAUCGGAUAGCGCCACAGCUUUGAUGACUUCUUUAAAUCAAGAUUCCGGAUACGGAGGUAGCAUUGCUGGCGAGGAAGACUCGAACGCCGCUUGGCGUGCAGGCUUGAUGGAGGACAGGCCGACCCCGAUACAUACACCAACGCGUCCUGGAGAAUGGAAUCCUGCGGCUGAACAUGAGAAGCAAGUGGUUGCUAGUCAUGUUUCGCAGCUUCUAUACAACUCCAACCGAACCAAGCUUGGUCGCGCGAUUUCCCGGACUAUCGAGACAUUGAGGGAACUCCAGGACAUGAACCGCCAAUGGCCCGCCCACUAUCCUUCCGUUCAGAGCACACCGUCUUCCGCCGGAGACCGACCCCAGCUGCAGCAAACUCACUCGGAGUUCGGAAACGAUGACAGCAGGCCUGACACCCCGCCUCGCCCGGAUUUGAGGCGCGCAGCCACUAUGGGUAGCGAAGAACUAGGAGAAUCCAGUGCCGCGGCCCAGCGUCGCGUUCCUACGGAGCCCCGAUUGAUGACGCCACAAAUUGCGCAGGAGUUUUCUAUCUUGAAACUCGAUCUAAAGCUUGGUGCUCUCUCGCAGGCCGAGCUGGUGCAUUCUUUGGAAAAGGCUUCGAUUGCUUCGCUGCUGGACGGUAAGAUCAGCCAAAGCAUGAAGCAUCUUCUCUCAUUGCGCGAUAGAAUCGAGGAUACCUCUAGUAAAGUUCUGAUUACAGGAGAUUUGAAUGCAGGCAAGUCAACAUUCUGCAAUGCUCUCCUGCGUCGCAAGGUGUUACCAGAGGACCAGCAGCCUUGCACUAGCAUUUUCUGCGAGGUCCUUGAUGCUCGUGAGAACUCCGGCAUUGAGGAGGUCCACGCCGUGCACAAAGAUACACCAUACAACCGCAAUGACGAGAGCAGCUUCGAUGUCUAUCCUCUCAGCGAACUUGAAAACAUUGUCAUUGAAAACACGAAGUACAUGCAGUGCAAGGUUUAUGUGAAGGAUGUACGGACUAUUGAUGAAUCUCUCCUCAACAAUGGUGUUGUCGAUAUUGCUUUGAUUGAUGCACCCGGUUUGAACUCGGAUUCUUUGAAGACCACAGCUGUCUUUGCCCGACAGGAGGAGAUCGACGUUGUUGUCUUUGUUGUUUCCGCUGCUAACCACUUCACUCUUUCUGCCAAGGAGUUUAUUUUAAAUGCUGCGCACGAAAAGGCUUACAUCUUCAUGGUUGUCAACGGAUUCGAUCAAAUUCGCGACAAGCAGCGCUGUGAGCGCAUGAUCUUGGAUCAGAUCGGCAAGCUCAGUCCUCGCACACACAAAGAAGCUGCUGAACUCGUUCACUUCGUUUCGAGUAAUGCUAUUCCUGUUGCGCCGGCUGCUUUUUCAGAGUCUGGCUCCGGAGGUGGUGACGGCGGUGGCUCUGAUCCUCACGAUGACGACGAUGAUAAGAAAGACCCCAAGGGCAAGGGCAAGGAGAGAGAGAAGCUCCAAGACUUCGAGAACCUUGAAGGAGCUCUGCGACGAUUCGUCCUCGAGAAGCGUUCUCGCUCCAAACUUGCGCCUGCUAGGACUUAUCUUCUUAACCUCUUGGCUGACCUCGGCUCCCUCGCUACCGUCAACCGUGAUGUUGCUCAAUCGGAGCUCAAGCGAGUCACCGAUGAAUUGGCAGAGCUUGAACCAGCUUAUGAAAAUGGUAAGAAGAGGAAGGGAGAGCUUGCAGAAGGUGUCAACAAGGCCAUUGAUGAAUCAUGCGAUGAUGUCUACAACCACACUCGUUCCACUUUGACCGACACCAUCACGCGCGUCUCUGACGCAGACCUCGGUGUCCACUACCCAGGUCUCUUUUCGGCAUUCCAAUACGCGGAAGACUUGAAGUUGGCAAUGCUCGAUCAGAUUGCUUCCUCUGUCACUAAUUGUGAGGACUAUGCCCGGGAGAAGACAGUUCAGGGAGUUGGUUUCAUUCAGAAUAUCGGCCUCUUGCACAUUGGCGAAGAUAAGUUUACACCGCUCAACUUCCGCGCGGACGCGAUGUUCCGUCGUGGUCGUCGCCACACUUUCGGCCGACAGGUCGACACCGAAGUUGAAAUUUGGGAUUUCUUUGACAUUGCCGGUCUCUGGGAACGCCAGGAGAAGAUGGCAGGAACCGGUGUUGCAAUGACUGCUGUUACCGUUCUUGGCGGUAGGGCAUUGGGUGGGUUCAGCUGGGUGGACAGUGCCCUGAGCGCUGUCAAGGUCAUUGGCCCGAACAACGUGCGCCGGUUGUUCCUUCCCAGUCUUCUUGCUGCUGCUGUCCUUACCGCCGCUUAUGUGCUCAACUCCAUCCCUACCACUCUGCCGCCACGUUUGUCACGGAAGAUAGCUGCAACUCUCAAUGAGAUGGACUAUGUUCACUCGAAUGCCAACCGAAUCUCAACUGAAGUUCGUCGCAUGCUGCGCAUGCCUGCUGGCAAUCUGCAGACCAGUCUUUCUCAGGACAUCGAGGACCUCGGCAGACGCAAGCAAGAGGUCACCAAGAUCAAACAGGAAAGCGACGUUGCCACUAAGUACUUCUCGAACCUGUUCCGUGAAAGUAAUGACAACCGCCGCUCCGUCGAGAAUUUGGAUCUUGAUGCUCCUCUGCCUGGCGGAAUGGCCGCGGCAAUGGAAUAA